Messenger RNA from Paramecium primaurelia, 933 nucleotides. The record is from the annotation of a GenBank genome assembly. Lineage: Eukaryota; Ciliophora; Oligohymenophorea; Peniculida; Parameciidae.
AUGGAUAGCAAAGAGAACUAUUUUAACAUUAAAUAAAUGACAGAAUCUUUUAGGAAUGUCAAGAAAUAUUCAUAACAUUCAAACACAAUUUUAGAUAUGUUUGUAGAAAUAACUUAGAAAUUAGACAAAUCAUCUAAAGAUUAUUUAUCAAAAGUAAUUCCUAUUGAUGAUGAUAAAUCAACACUAAGUUAAGUUGAUAGUAUAAUAAUAAUGAAUUAUUUCAAAUAAAUAGUCAUCUAUCUCAUUAAAACUAAGGUAGAAUUAGAAGAAAAAACAUAAUAAAUUGAAUCUCAAACAUAAUAUGAGUCAUUGAUAUAAAAACUAGAAGCUGAUGUUCGUUAACAUAUUCGAAUUGAAUAAUAAUUAAGAGUUUAUACAGAAACAUUAUAAUAAAAGAUUGAUGAUUUUGUAAUAGAAAGAGAAUAAUAAAUGUAAUUAUUAUAAGAAUAUGAAUAAUAAAUAAAAUAAAAGAAUAAAGAUAUUGUAAUCUAUUAAAGUGAACUUCGUAAAGCAGUCAAUUAAAAUUAAUAAAGACAUACAAAACUAAUUACUGAGCCAAUCCUUGAAGAAUAUGAUACAAAAUAUCAUAUGAAUAAAUUAAAUUAAACUAAUUACACUCAUUAACGUAAAGCAAGUCAAGUUAAUGAUGAUAAAUCUGUAUCUAAUAGUAAGUAUCAUUAAUAAUAGAAUCUCAAAUCAAUAGUUACAAAAAUUCACCAGAAAGAAUCCCAAUACGUAAGAUAUCAGUAACUAAUUAUGCUGAAACCAAAACCAUCAAAUAACCUGUAUUUAUAAGAUAACCAUGGUAUAUAUAUAUAAAAUAUAUUAUAUUAUAGUCCUAUGUCAUAUUCACAUUUAAAAACUGAAGCUUAAAUCAGUUAUAGAAGUAGCAGUUAAGAAAGUAAGUAUCUAUAAAAAAAUUAAAUAAAAUGA